Messenger RNA from Centropristis striata (black sea bass), 5099 nucleotides. RefSeq names its product zinc finger protein 665-like. Lineage: Eukaryota; Metazoa; Chordata; Actinopteri; Perciformes; Serranidae. The transcript is spliced from 2 exons. The record is from RefSeq and is a predicted model, not a curated record. Bases 405 to 3554 code for a protein of 1049 amino acids.
CGCCAGCAGGGGCGCUGUGAGGCGGUGUAGCAGCCUCCGGGGAGCUGUUGUGGUGUCCGGAAGGAGGACCGUUAGCAUGGCGGAUAUAUUUUUCACUUCAUGCUUGGCUCUUUAAUGUUGGGAUAUUAUAUCGUAGCAUUAAUAAUCGAUCAUUAAAACCGUGUCGCUGCAGUGAGCGGCAUCUUCCGACACUAACGGCUGUUUUCACAGUGCGCAGGCGUGGAGGGAGCAGCCGUUACACCACUGUCCGUCCGUGCCCGUCUGGCUGCACACGUCGUGACUUGUGACCCAGUUUGGUUUGUUUUCAUAGACCGACCUGAGUGAGAUGAAACAUCAGGGGCUUGAACACUGACCAAAGAGGGCUACGUCUUAAUUCAGUAAUAAACACACGCCAGAAACUAACAAUGGGUGACUUAACAGCAGAAAUGGAUGAGGAGGUGACGAAGCAAGACUUCUCCUUGGAUCCACGGCCAGAGCCACUUCUGAUAAUCCUGUCCCCUCCUCCGCCUUUCUUACCUACCCCCGGGGAGCCCACUAUGAUUUGGCAUAAGUGGCUACGGGCUUUUGAACACUACAUCGAAGCGCUAGGUGAAAACGAGCUCGUCGACUCCACUAAGUGUGCGCUCCUACAGAACUGCCUCGGCCUAGAGGGCCAGCGUGUCUUCACAACACUGAUCCCGGGUGAAACCACGUACGCAGGAGCCAUCUCCACGCUGGCGGUGUUCUUCUGCUCUGAUCACACCUCUCAGACGUACCGCCUUAAAUUUCAUCAGAGGGCUCAGAUGCCUGGAGAGACUGUAGAACUGUUUGUGUCUGCGUUGGAAGAACUGCUGGGGCCUUGUAACUAUGGAGACUUACAAGAUAAACUUAUCCUGGAUCAACUGAUUGAGAAAACCAACUGCCCACAACUCAGAGAGAGGCUGCUGAUGGAGGGGGAGGCACUGACCUUGGACAAGGCGUUGGUCGUUGGUAAAGAGGUUGAAUUUACUUUAAGUGAAUCUGAGGUGUUCGGUUUUCACGAGGUCAGUGUGGACAUUGGAGACGAUUUGGACCCUCCUGCUCCUGUAAAACGUAAAAGAGGGCGGCCUCGGCGUGGGGAGGUAAGGCCGCAAAAAAAAAAAAAAACAAUCUCGACUAAAACCCCAACAAGAUCAACUAGAUACAAAGACAAUUACUAUUACAGCAAUGAUAAGCAAUAUUAUAGUGAAAAUGAUGAAUAUAAGACUGAUAAUGCUAAUGCUAAUAAGACUAAACUGGCUUGUGAUGAAGCCAGAAAUAAAGCACGUAAUGAUGAUAAUGGAGCCUUAUCAUCAUCAUCAUCAUCACUGAGGAUAAAAGAGGAGCGCUAUGACAUAGCAAGUGAUGGUGUCGAUGAUGAUGAGGAUGAUGAUGAUGAAGAAGAUGAAGACUUUGCCAUUUCCCCGUCUAAACUAAAGGGCCCCUACUGUCCUAUCUGUGACGGCAGGCGCUUCAGAGACAAAAACAAGCUCGCCAGACACAUGAGGACGCACACAAAGGAGAAACCGUUCAGCUGCCCAGUCUGCGCCAUGACCUUCAGCCAGUCCUACCACAUGACCCGACACAUGAGGAACCAGCACGGUGCGGGCCAGCACGUCUGCUCCGUGUGUGGGGAGAGUUUAGGGAGCUUUGCAGAGCUGCAAAGUCACAAGAGGACACAUAAGUCGCAAGUUCUGUCAUGUCCCGACUGUCCUGAAAAAUUCACCAAUAAUGACGCAUUUCUUUGUCACAUCAUGACGCACAGCACAGACCAGUCCGCCCAGUCCACCCAGACUGAGGGACAGAGUUCUGAGCAAAGUGACGAGGUGGAAAAACAAGAAAUAAACGAAGCGUGUGACAAAGAUAGUCAUGAAAGUGAUAAUGAGAAUGAUGCAGACUCUGAUAAUGGUGAUUCUCAGGAUAAAGAAUCCGAAGUUAACGUUAAGAUGGAAGACAAGGACACUGACAAAGCGAAAUCUCAAGACGGAGGCGGUCAGAAAAAGAAAGGUGCCUCUAAGACUAAAACAAAAGGCCAUUUCUGCCCCAUCUGUGUCGACAGGCGCUUCAGAGGCCCCAACAAACUCGCCAGACACAUGAGGACGCACACAAAAGAGAAACCGUUCAGCUGCCCGGUGUGCGCCAUGACCUUCAGCCAGUCCUACCACAUGACCCGACACAUGAGGAACCAGCACGAACUGGGCCAGUACAUCUGCUCUAAGUGCGGCAAAAGUUUAGGGAGCUGGAUGGAACUGAGGGCGCAUAAGAAGACCCACGCGGUUGAAGGCCUGACGUGUCUUGCAUGUGAGAAACAGUUCAAGGAGAAGGCCGCACUCGUUAGUCAUCUUAAAUCACACAAGAAGGUCCAGUCCAACCCUCGAAGCCUCACCUGCGACGACUGCGGCAAAGUAUUUGGUCGAAUGUAUCAUUUGAAGAGGCACAUAGUGACCCAUCGCAAAGCAACGAACGGAGAGUGUUUCACGUGCCCCGACUGUCAGAAGAACUUUGCCUUCCCGGAAGACCUCAACAAACAUUUGGAGAUUCAUGUGAAACAAAACAAUGGGACUUGUCCGAAAUGCGACAAGACCUUCAGCACUCCUGAAGAACUGGAGAAGCACAUGGCCAUUCAUGAAAAGUCUUACUCCUGCAGCAUCUGUGGGAAGAAGUUUAAGGUUGAGUAUGCGUUGAAGAAGCACGAGCAAGGCCACCAAGAUGAGCAGUAUUACUGUUCGUUGUGCCGCAAACACUUCUUUAAGCUUUCUCACUACAAGAGGCACAUAAUGGUCCACAACAGACGGGAAACGAGAUGUCCACACUGUGACAGUGUCUUUUUACAGUUAACAGCUUUGAAGUAUCACCUGCGGACUCAUACGGAGGAAAGACCGUACCAGUGCAGCUGCUGUAUCGAGACCUUUGAGGAAAAGGAAGAACUGGAGCAACACUGCCUCAAACACAGGAAGUUCAAGAGAGAGAGGCCGUAUUCGUGCACUCGAUGUGAUGCAGCUUUCUCUGCACUGAUCGAGUUGACCGACCACAUGAGCUCACACGAUGGAGAGCAGCCGUCGAACUGCCCCAUCUGCGGCAGGACUUUUUUGAACAAGAGCAAACUGGAGAGGCACCUGAGCAUCCACACGGGGGAGAGACCUCACCUCUGCUCCAUCUGCGGCAACGGUUUCCCCUCAGCCGCCAGCCUCAAGUUACACAUUCACAUCCACACCGGAGAGAAACCCUUCCAGUGUUCACAGUGCAGCAAGAGCUUCAGGUCGUCCAGCGGGCUGCGGCUGCAUAGCAGGCAGCACAUGGAGGUGCGGCCCAGCUACGAGUGUCCCGAGUGCGGCAGGACUUACGGUCGCAUGACGGAGCUGAAGAUGCACCAGCGCUAUCACACGGGGGAUAAACCAUACGCGUGCACAUGCUGCAACAAGCGUUUUAUUAGCAAAGACAAACUGAACGUUCACAUGCGGAUACACACGGGGGAGAGGCCGUACUCCUGCCCCCACUGUGGACAGACAUUUACACAGACUGGAGACAGAAACAGACACAUCAGUAAAUACCACUAGUUAGAUACUGUAAAAACAGAACUCCUGUCAAGCUUAGGUUGUUGCUUUUGAAUGAUCGUGGCAGUGGUUUUGCAUGUUUGUAGGGGUUGGCAGUAAAGAACACAGGUUUUGCCAUCUUAUUUGAAAAAGAGCAACAAGCCAAAAUAUGUUAACUCAGGCAGAUUUAGGCCCCGAUCGGACAGAAAACAUAAAGCACACUGCAUCGCCUUUCUUGUUUGAAAACAUGACAGGGUUCGUACAAAGUCUUGAAGGUUUGGAAAGAAUGCCUAAUUUUAUGUUUUUAAAGUUAGGAAUAUGCUUGAAUUUAAUAUACUCCUAGAAACUGCUUAAAUUUACAACAUAAUCUUGUGUUUUGAAUACAAAAUCACUGUAAACCAUCCGAAAAGAAACAAUCCCAUCAUAUUUGUUUGUCCACUGGUGUCUUGUGUCCAACGAUCGAAGCUAUUUAAGAGAUAAAUAAGUCUUUUGUUGAUUCCUUACUCUGGAAAUUAGAAAGUGUUAAAUAAUCAUGUUUAAAACAUACAAUAAAAGUUACUAUAAACAGCUAGUAAAAUAAAUCAUGUCACUGAACUUUGAUACCUUGAAAGCUUUGCUUGAAAAGUGUAUUUUACACUUGAAAAGCUGUACGAACCCUGCAAUAAGACCAAGUGCAGUUUGCUGUGUCUUUUCUUAAUUAUUGCAAGGCCACAACCGAACCACCUGUCCUUAGCCUAAGCAUUGUUUUUACUGUGAAGAAAAUUGAGUUUCUAUUUUUUCUGGUCACUGUGUAAAGGAUGUGUUUCCUGAUGAGAAGUGAUCAUUCUGUCAUUUUCUCAACCAACUAUUAUUCAACACCUUUUAAAAAGCUUUGUGCAAUUUAUGGAUUGUGCUUUCAUGGAUGGUAAAGCUGUCAAACCUUCUCAGCCAAGAUCUUUAUGACUUCAUGUUUGCUAGUAUUGUUCUUUCUGUAAACAUGGCUCAUAAAUGCUUUUUGUUGACAAAUCUUUGGCAAUAGUUGGUUAUAAACAUGCAAAACCACUGAUUUCUCUUUACAUCCAAACAGUUUAUUGCUGCUGUGCUGCUUUCUUCAAGCUUCAUACCUGACCUGGACUUUCACAUAUAUAUCACUACAUUACCACUUAAUAUAAAAGCUCUGCAUGAGGUUUUAGUCCUUGUAGCUCGUCCCUCUCACCCCUGUGCCUGAUGCGCCCUCUCCAUACAGCGUUUAUGUUCCAGUUUGCCAAAAUCUGUGGCUACAAGCUGAAAAUAAUCAUGGUCACUCAAGCAACACUCAAAUAUUUCAAAGAUGAGAUUUCAAUACUACGUCAUUUCAUGGUAUUAUAUUUGUUUUGUUUCACUUUUUUGAAAUAUUUUUAUUUAGACUCUGUAACCAUGCAUUGUGUAACUGUGUUUAGAAAAGUGCCAUAAAAAUAAAACUAUUAUUCACUCUGCGAGCACAUGUAAGGAGCUUAAUGAACAAUAUUUAUGAAAGGUAAACAUGUUGCAGGACUUUGAGUCAGUGAGUCGAUUAAGUGAGAAUAAAUCAGGUGUAGAUGGAAUUACAGU